This is a messenger RNA of Callithrix jacchus (white-tufted-ear marmoset), 5807 nucleotides long. RefSeq names its product serine/threonine kinase 32A (gene STK32A). NCBI's taxonomy places the organism in Eukaryota, Metazoa, Chordata, Mammalia, Primates, Cebidae. Gene Ontology annotation, molecular function: G protein-coupled receptor kinase activity; G protein-coupled receptor binding; ATP binding. Gene Ontology annotation, biological process: G protein-coupled receptor signaling pathway; protein phosphorylation; regulation of signal transduction. The record is from RefSeq and is a predicted model, not a curated record.
ACCCCAGGCGACUGGCGCUCACCCAGGCUACUAUCCAACCCAGUCUGGGGAUAGCGCUAAGUGGGAACGCCUGCUGGCAAGCAGCUCCCGCCUCCCUCCCAGGCCGGGGAGCCGCCCCUCUCGGGGUGGCUGCUCGCUGGGCGGCGCUCGGACCCCUCGGCAGCCGCAGGUGCCCGCCCCAGCCCAGCCCAGCUCAGUCCAGCGCAGCCCAGCCCAGCCCUGCGCUCGCAGCUGCCGCCGCUCCGAAGCAGAAAGGUGCCUUUCCUUGCUCCUGCUCCUUGCUCCUUGCUCUGGAGUUCUUCUCUUAACACCUGCUCCCCGGGUGAAAGCAUCGUUCCGAGCCUCAGGGGAGGAAUGAAGGAAGAAUCGAGACUAGAUAUCCAACUAAAGCUUCAGGACGUGUUUUGAGCAAAGAUGGGUGUUUCUGCCAGGAUAGUAUAACUCAAGGAUCCCAGUCUAGGCAGAUUCAACCAUGGGAGCCAACACUUCAAGCAAACCGCCAGUGUUUGAUGAAAAUGAAGAAGUCAACUUUGACCACUUCGAAAUUUUGCGAGCCAUUGGGAAAGGCAGUUUUGGGAAGGUCUGCAUUGUACAGAAGAAUGAUACCAAGAAGAUGUACGCAAUGAAGUACAUGAAUAAACAAAAGUGUGUGGAGCGCAAUGAAGUAAGAAAUGUCUUCAAGGAACUCCAGAUCAUGCAGGGUCUGGAGCACCCUUUCCUGGUGAAUUUGUGGUAUUCCUUUCAAGAUGAAGAAGACAUGUUCAUGGUGGUGGACCUCCUGUUGGGUGGAGACCUGCGUUAUCACCUGCAACAGAAUGUCCGCUUUAAGGAAGAAACAGUGAAGCUCUUCAUCUGUGAGCUGGUCAUGGCCCUAGACUACCUGCAGAGCCAGCGCAUCAUUCACAGGGAUAUGAAGCCUGACAAUAUUUUACUUGAUGAACAUGGGCAUGUGCACAUCACAGAUUUCAACAUUGCUGCCACGUUGCCCAGGGAGAUGCAGAUUACCACCAUGGCUGGCACCAAGCCUUACAUGGCACCUGAGAUGUUCAACUCCAGAAGAGGAGCAGGCUAUUCCUUUGCUGUUGACUGGUGGUCCCUGGGAGUGACGGCAUAUGAACUACUGAGAGGCCGGAGACCAUAUCAUAUUCGCUCCAGUACUUCCAGCAAGGAAAUUGUACACAUGUUUGAGACAGCUAUUGUAACUUACCCUUCUGCUUGGUCACAAGAAAUGGUGUCACUUCUUAAAAAGCUACUUGAACCUAAUCCAGACCAACGAUUUUCUCAUUUGUCUGAUGUCCAGAACUUCCCAUAUAUGAAUGAUAUAAACUGGGAUGCAGUUUUUCAGAAGAGGCUCAUUCCAGGUUUCAUUCCUAAUAAAGGCAGGCUGAAUUGUGAUCCUACCUUUGAACUUGAGGAAAUGAUUUUGGAGUCCAAACCUCUUCACAAGAAAAAAAAGCGUCUGGCAAAGAAGGAGAAGGAGAUGAGGAAAUGCAAUUCCUCUCAGACAUGUCUUCUUCAAGAGCACCUUGACUCUGUCCAGAAGGAGUUCAUAAUUUUCAACAGAGAAAAAGUAAAAAGGGACUUUAAUAAAAGACAACCAAAUCUAGCCUUGGAACAAACCAAAGACCCACAAGAUGAGAAUGGUCAGAAUAACAACCUAUAAAGGCCUCACGUCUUCUUCUUGGGACAAUCUCAUGCCAGGAACUUCUAAUUACAUACGUCAAGAAAAGCUGACAGUAGUUCUUGCCAUUCCGCACGUCAUGGCUUAGAAAAUGUGAAUGAAUGUCUUUCAGAACAGGCAGCAUAACACAGUGAAGGAUACUGGGCCUGAGCUCCUGGGAUGUCAUUUCAUACCACUCAACUGUGUGAUCUAGAGCAAAUCACUCCGCCACUUUCUGUGCUUUCGUUUAUUUAUCUAAAAUGAGAAGCUUGCACUAGACGAGCCACACUCUGCCUUUUUAGCGCUAUCAGUGUUAUUCUAAACAGCCUUUAUUUUUAUUUUAAAAUGAACAUAUGAACGUAGAUUUACUUUUUCACUUUUUCUAAUUACACAAUGACAAAUGGACAAACAGACACAGGACUCAAUGAGACUUUUCAGAACUAGAAAAUUUUCCAAAGUGGUCAGAACCCCCAGCCUAUUUGGAUGAGGAUAAGGAUUCUAUCAGGGAGGCAUGGAUGGGAUCAGAUUAAAAGCAACACAGAUAGGUGAGGGUCUUCCAGUGGUGUGCUGGAGUCAGCAUCAGAUUUGCUUAUGUCAGCUGGCUCAAGCCUGCUGUGCACAUCACUUCCCAGCUCCCUCUUCAGCAAUGUGAAGGGGGUGACUUGAAAUUGCUAAUAAUGUGAGCAUUUACACCAUGAAAACUGGCAAAUGUUAGUUUUUUCCCUCUUAGAAGCCAAUUGCUAAAUAUCAGCACACUGCUCUCCUUCCAAGAAGCAUGUCCCUUGAGGGCUAACUGUCCCCUGAAUAUUAGCAGAGAACUGUAUCUGGAGAGGACCAGAAGAGAAUGUCGUCACGCUGAAAGUAUGUUCACUUUGCAGUUUAGCAAAGUUGCAUCUUACAUGAGGGUUAUAGUCUAAGUUAGAAGUGAAUUUAGGAGAUAGUAAAAUUUACCAUAAAACCCCUUAAAUUACUCAUAACAUACAGGAAGUAUCUUUUUUUCUCAGUGAAGCCCAAUACAGUGUCACUCUUCACGAAUGAAACAAGUCAUAGUUUGUGUUUUGUUUUGAUUUAGUUAUUUUUUAUUUUUGGUCUCAUUUUGGCUAAUACAAGAUGAGCUAAAAUGUUGAACAAAUUAUACUUGUCGUUAUAGACAAGAAUUACUUUUUUUUUCUUUUCAGGCAAAGUCUCACUCUGUCACCCAAGUCGGAGUGCAGUGGCAUGAUCUCUGCUCACUACAACCUCUGCCUCCUAGCCUCAAGUGAUUCUUGUGCCUCAGCCUUCUGAGUAGCUGGAUUACAGGCAUGUGCCACCAUGUGUAGCUAAUAUUUUUGUAUUUUUAGUAUAGACAGGGUUUUGCUAUAUUGGCCAGGUUAGUUUCAAACUCCUGGCCUCAAGUGAUCUGCCCACCUUGGCCUCCCAAAGUGCUGGGAUUACAGGCAUGAGCCACCGCACCUGACCUUAGAAUUACUCUUAGACCAGUGAAAUGCCCGCACAUCCAAGAGGGGCAAGUUCAUGGAGACUAAAGGAACAGUGGUCUCCCUCCUACCUUGUGUUUACUACAUGUCUCCUUCCUACCUUGUGUUUACUACAAGAAUGGCAAGCACAAUUGCCUACUUACUUAAAAUAUCACUGACAUCUCAUUUUUUCUUUUCCUUUUUGUUUUUUGUUUUGUUUUUUUUUUUGAGAAAAUCUUGCUGUAUCACCCAGGCUGGAGUAAAGUGGAACAGUUUUGGCUCACCACAGCCUUUGCCCCCGAAUUCCAGCGAUUCUCCUGUCUCAGGCUUCUGGGUAGCUGGGAUUACAAGUGCAAGCCACCACACCCAGCUAAUUUUUGUAGAGAUGGGUUUUCACCAUGUUGGGCAGGCUGGUCUCGAACUCCUGACCUCAGGUGAUCCACCCGCCUUGGCCUCCCAAAGUGUUUAUAUUUUAUUAAUUGAUUUCCCAAACCCAAAGUUUAAUUCACCUAAGUGAGAUGUGCAUAUGGUGAAACUCCACUGUACAGACACACAGAUCUUUGCAGAAGAACUAUGUUUGGCAACCCAUAUCCCUGGAUAGACUCAAGAAGUGAACAGGUUUGGUGGGGGAUUGUUUUCACCUCUUGGCUACUCACUGUCCCUAAACCUGUCCUUACUUAUGGAGAGCAUGUGUCUCACCAAGAUGGCAAUAAGCUGGCAACAGGGAAGACCUGACUGAUGCCCAUUUGGGAAGCCAGACAAGUGGAAACGAGUCAAAGAAACAGAGAUGGCUGCCUUUUAUGCAAGGCUUUUCCAUAAAGAGGUGACACUGGGGCAACCAAGAAUGAGGAGAAAGCCAAAGCUAAACUUUAGCUUGGCAUUCACCAUUUUCUCCUCACUGAGGUACCAGGCCCUAGCUUCAGGCAGAGCUGUGAAAUGGUGCCUCUCUAAGAGCAACCAUAUUUUCAUAACAUAAUUAAAAGCCAGCUCUUUUGUUGUUUGAUUCCUUUUCCCUACAGGUCCCACGUCAUUUGUGCUAUUCUGUUUUUCUCCAAACACUAUACACUUGAAGCACUUGCCCUGACUCAAUUUUAGAGAGAUGUGUUUGAACGAGCAAGAAUAAGAAAGUGGCCAGAUUCUGCUGCAGUCUGGUAACCCCAAGAGUGUCAGGGACCACGUGCUUGUUUACUUCCAUCCUUCAUUUUUUUGAUUCAAGCCCUGAUUUGCUGUAGACUUACCUCCCUAAGUAACCGGGUUCUUCCUCUGGCUGUGACCUUGAUUGCAUCCUUCCCAAGGAGAGGCUUUGGGAAGUUUUUCUGUACUUAUGCUUACCAAACAGCAGUGGAAGCAUUAGGAUCUCCAUCGUGAUGAGAGUUAAGCCAUACUGCCAUUUCGCACGUAUACAUUUAUAAUUGGAUGGGAACCUGAUACAGUCUCUGUAGCCUGAAUCCUUAGUUUUAUUUCCAGUGAGCUGCUUCUGUGACUGAAGCACCUCUGCGGGCUUUUAGGAACCAUGGAUGUGCAGAUAAGAGAGCACAGGCUCAGAGAGUAAGAUGGAUUUCUAGUGCUAGGCAGGUGAAUGACACACUGUGUUUCAAGUUUGAAAAGCAAAACCCUGGUAUCUGACAGUGCAGAACUACUGAUUUCAAGCACCUCCCACCACGGUGCAUUUUAAACCUGAGAACAAAAACCUUUCCCAAAAUUGAAAACUUUUCCUAAAUCCUUAUGAUUAUUGCUAGUUGUUGACAUCAGAUCCUUUGGUUUUUAUUCAAUAACUUGGGCUAAACGUUAAUAUCCCACUAGGUGGGACAUGUCUCUUCUAGAGUCGUGAUAACCAAGGCUCAGAGCUGUGAUUUCAGAAAACAAGAUGAUUAUUAAAUCCUUUGCCUGGUACGCCUGAAUCUUUUUCUCCUGGCAGCUUCCCUUGCCUAUAUGGAGCAUCUGAAAAGUCUGAGCAGAUUCUGAAGUCCAGGAGCACCCCGGCUAUAAGGCUCUUGCACUGUGACAGAGCUGCCCAACUCCAGUGCAGCCUGGGUGACCUCUAGUAGAUGGGUGGGGAGUCAAGCCCUGUCACUUCUGCCACAGUCCUAAUUCCAUAGAAGAAAGUGCUCUGCUCAUGGCUAACCCACUUCCAGGUGACCUGGUUUUGCCUGAGGUCAUGCUAGGAAUGAAGAUCGACCAGCAUAGAGCAUUGCUAAAGUAAGUAUGGUAAUCUAAUUUAUUAAUGAUUAGGUUUCCUCCGUUAGCAGAGUUUUAACCAGAAUCAACUAUAUGUUCUGUUAUCAUAGCUUUUGUAGAUUGGAUGGUUGAAUAAGUAGGGAAAGAGUAUUAAUGUAGCUGGUAGGAACCAGUGUUGCUGCUUGCGGCUGAUGUAGUAACGCUAAGGCUUUAGUUCUUCAAAAGCUGAACGAAAAGGCAUGAAAAGCAUCUCAAGUUUGUUUCAGUACCUAGUUGUCCCUGUAUUGUCUACAAAUCCUAUUUCCUGCUGUCUGUGAUUCCUGUUUAUUACAAAUUCAGUGUGUCUGACUGAUACUAAACACUGAUAUUAAAAUUCUAAACUUCACUUAUCUGUGCUGUUGUGAACAGGCAGCUGAUCUGGAGCCCUCGAAUGGAAAACAAGUGCUUCUGUUGAGCUGUAGCAUAUACAAUAUAAAUACGCCUAUGUGUAUUAAAAUGUAUUCUGUAAACAGUGA